This is a messenger RNA of Durusdinium trenchii, 360 nucleotides long. The record is from the annotation of a GenBank genome assembly. NCBI's taxonomy places the organism in Eukaryota, Dinophyceae, Suessiales, Symbiodiniaceae.
AUGACGACAUCAAGCAGCAUCACUUCCAGUUCCAGUCUGGUGGCUACGACAUGUUUAAUUUGGCCAUUGUGUUUGUUUUGGCAACUUUCAUGCAACAUGCUCCGCCAAAUCUUAGAUGCCGCAAUUCUGCAAAGAGAAACCACAGUCCGCGUGCACCUCUCCCGAGACAAAGACAGAGACUACGUCAGCGAGUUCAACUUCCACCACUUUCAGUCAGACCACCACUACCACACGCGCAGAGGGCCCAACCAAGCUCGACAGGAGCCUGCUUUUUGUGAAGCCGGGGCUGUUGUCCUUGGGGGUCCUGGCUGGCUACUUGCUUGUGUUUUUCGCGUCCUACGUGGCGGUCAUGGGAUUUAG